Eutrema salsugineum is the source of this 864-nucleotide messenger RNA. RefSeq lists its product as uncharacterized. NCBI's taxonomy places the organism in Eukaryota, Viridiplantae, Streptophyta, Magnoliopsida, Brassicales, Brassicaceae. The transcript is spliced from 2 exons. Bases 1 to 864 code for a protein of 287 amino acids. The record is from RefSeq and is a predicted model, not a curated record.
AUGGUGAGGAUUUCGACAGAGCUAACCGAUCUGAUAGGUCUAGUAAAGAAAUUGCGUAUGGAAAAAGACAUCAGGGAGCUACAUAACAAGCUAGACAAAGUGCUUGUGGCUACACAAAAGCCAAUUCACUUUGUAGGUGAGUUUGAUGAGCAAGGGCCAAGCUUUGACAAUGUGAAUAAGGAUGGUCUCACACAAGAAGAGAUCAACUAUAUUGCGAACCAACAAAGUGGGAAAGAGUUACAAGCCCCUAAACCUAAUGAGCAGAUCGGUGGGGGGGUAGCCUCAAGUGAUGAGCAGAUCGGUGGGGGGGUAGCCUCAAGUGAUGAGCAAAAGAAUGAGGAUUUAAAAAGGGAACCGGCUAAAGAAAAAGCUAAAGAGGUGGAGAAGGCACCUGAGCUUGAAAAGCCAUACGUUCCACCACCUCCCUAUCAGCCUAAGAUAACAUUUCCAGGGCGGUUCAAAAAGAAAAUCUUAGAUAAAGCCAAAGCAGUUUUUGAAAAGCACUUAGAGAAUACUCAGAUGACAUUGCCGAUUGUAGAAGCUUUCCUAAUGAUUCCUCAGCUUGGGAAGUUUCUAAAAGACGCAAUACUUAACAAGACGAAGGAGCUUCAAAGCACGGUCAUCUUGAGUCAUGAGUGCAGUGCCAUCAUUCAAAGAAGAUCAGUGCCAAGAAAGCUUUCAGACCCUGGCAGUUUCACUUUGCCAUGUGCAAUCGGUCCAUUGAAGUUUUCAAGCUAUCUAUGUGACUUGGGAGCUUCUGUGAGCUUAAUGCCUUAUUCAGUUGCUAAAAGACUUGGGUUCAAGAGCUAUAAACCGGCAAAGAUCUCCCUUAUUCUAGCUGAUAGAUCAUCGAGGUUACGAUAG